Molecule: messenger RNA, 552 nt
Organism: Rhizophagus irregularis DAOM 181602=DAOM 197198
Lineage: Eukaryota; Fungi; Glomeromycota; Glomeromycetes; Glomerales; Glomeraceae
Source: RefSeq, a predicted model, not a curated record
AUGGUACCUCAUUUAAUGACUGCUGAGGAGCUUUGUGCAGAGAUUUCAUCAUUUAAAAAACCAUCAACAAAAAUAUCAGUCCGUCAAAAUCUGCAUGAUCCUAUUAGACUGACCAAUAACAUAUAUUACUGUUUAUGCAUUAUCAGCUAUUCUACCAGAUCAAAUGCUAAACCUAUUGAACUAUACUUUGAUGGUGCUUUUCGUGAUCGGUCUUGGAUUGGAGAAACUUAUAAUAAUCAUCCAUCAGUUUAUAAUGAUCUUGGUAUUAUAAUGAUUGGUUUAUCUAACAAUGACCAACCUUUAAUUAAUGGAACUGAUGUUUUUCAUCAUAUUAAAAGGUAUGACUCACUUUUAAAGUUUUUCCAUUUUUCAACAAUUCGUAAAUUACAAAAAAUAAAUAAAUUAAUACAAGUCGAAAUAUGCAUAUUGGGGUACACGGAUAUUGAUGAAGACAAUAUAAAUGAUGAUAAUAUUGAUGAUAAUUCAUAUGCUCAAAUUAACCAGAUGCUACUGCAGCAUCAGCAUCGUAUCACAGUAGCAAAAUUAUCUUGA